Molecule: messenger RNA, 456 nt
Organism: Vicia villosa (hairy vetch)
Lineage: Eukaryota; Viridiplantae; Streptophyta; Magnoliopsida; Fabales; Fabaceae
Exons: 1
Coding region: 1-456 (151 amino acids)
Source: RefSeq, a predicted model, not a curated record
AUGAUUUCUCAUCUCUUCUUCACUGAUGACCGUCAAUUGUUUGCCAGAGCUAAUUCAAAAGAAGUUGAUUGUAUCAUGAAGACCCUCAAAAAGUAUCAAGAUUCCUCUGGCCAAAUGGUGAGCCUAGAUAAAUUGGAAGCUUCAUUUAGACAAAAUGUGUGUGAUGAAGAAAAGGAGAUGAUCCGUAAUUGGAUGGGUGUAAAGACUGUGACGAGCCAUGCUAAGUAUCUAGGUCUACCAGUUAUGUUUAGAAAUAUAAAAAAGGACGUUUUUGCUCUGGUCAUUGAAAUGGUGUGGAAGAAAAUAAAGGGUUGGAAUGAGAAGUUUCUUUCUAGAGCAGGGAAAGAGGUGUCAAUAAAAGUUGUGGCUCAAGCAAUUCCAAGUUAUAUAAUGAGUUGUUACAAGCUUCUGAAGUCUUGUUGUCAUGAGAUUGAAGCAAUGUUAGCUAAGUUCUGA